AUGACCGACCCACCGGCCACAGUGGUCAAGGUCCAUUGGCCAUCGGCGCGAAUUGCUGAAACCGUCUCUCUGGUCCCUGGUCAUUCACAUUAUCGUUGCGUGAUGUGCCGAGAGGUAACCGCGCCGCAUGGGUGUGUUCGUUCAUCUUUAUUUCUUGUGCGUGCAAAAAUUCAACAAUUGCAGAAAUUGAAACUUUUGCCUCUUGCCGUUGUUGCCACACACAGAAACAUUGAAAGAAAACUUUCAGACAUGAAAAUGAAAAUCGUAAAAAUGAAAUAA
Drosophila takahashii is the source of this 279-nucleotide messenger RNA. RefSeq lists its product as uncharacterized. The record is from RefSeq and is a predicted model, not a curated record. NCBI's taxonomy places the organism in Eukaryota, Metazoa, Arthropoda, Insecta, Diptera, Drosophilidae.